AUGUCAACUCAAGGUCAAUCCUGGAACAGUAUUAAGUAUGGUGAACAAUUUGGUUUCCUUAUUAAUCCUCUGAAAACUAAAAAACCAAAUGUUUUUAUUUAUGGACUUGUUGCUGAUUUAAUCCGUGAACUUCAACAGAAAAUGCAUUUUAAUUACACUAUUGACGUAGCCGAUCUAUCAACAAGCUAUCAUUCUCUUGUUGCAUCCGUUGCAAGUGAUAAUCGUCAAUAUGAUAUUGUUUUAUCUGAUAUUAGAAUAACUUCAGGUCGUCUUCUUACAGUGGAUUUCUCAACACCAUUUCAUGAAAACACAUUUCGAAUAAUAACUCGACAACAUCCAUAUUCUUCAUCACUUAGUCUUUUCUCGUGUUUUAAUCCAUUUACUUGGGAUGUAUGGGUGGCUAUUUUUGCAAUUAUGAUUUAUUCAGGAAUCAUUAUUUAUUUUUUUGAAUAUCAAAAUAUAAAAAUUGAAAAUAGACAAUCUCAAUCUGAUUUAAAAGAUAUGAUAAUUGGUAUAUAUCAUGCAUUAACUAGUAUUUUGAUCAUGAGUGGUGACAUACGUUUAGCAACAGCUUCAAGUCGAUUAACAGUUUUAGGUUUAUAUGCAUUAGGUGUUAUUCUUGUUGCAACUUAUACAGCUAAUCUUUCAUCUUUUCUUACGCUAAACCGUGUUCAACCGUCUAUUUCUGGUAUUGAUGAUAUAAAAAAUGGACGCAUACCUUUUUCACGUAUUGGUAUAGUCACCAAUUCAGCUGCAUCAGAUUAUUAUAUACAAAAUAUUUCUUCUAAAUAUUAUCCUCUUUCGACAGCUGAAGAGAUGUACUCAAAAUUACUUGAUCAUACAAUUGAUGCAUCUAUAUGGGAUUCAUCUGUAAUUGAAUAUGCUGUUAACAAUUAUUUUUGUGAUGAAUUAACUGUAACUGGUGUUGGUUUUGUUAAAUCAUCGUUUGGUAUUGUCUUACCUAAAAAUUGGAUAUACAAGAGAGAUUUAGAUGUUCAUAUUCUGGCUCUACGUGAAUCAGAACGAUUAGAAUCGUUAGAAAAGAUGUGGGUUAAAUAUCGAGGAUGUCCAUCAUCAUCAAGCAGUUCAAAUUAUGCUGAUGGUUCGAAAACUGCAACAUUUUCACUUGAUAUCUUGGGUGGACUCUUUCUUACGUUUCUGAUCAUAACUGUGAUAGCAUUUGGCUUUCAUAUAUGGCAUUGUCGAGUAGUUAUUAUUACUACAUUUUAUCAGAGUAGGAAACGAAUUACACCAUCAAUAAUUCAAAAGAUAAUGAAAUAUUAA
Messenger RNA from Rotaria sp. Silwood1, 1284 nucleotides. The record is from the annotation of a GenBank genome assembly. NCBI's taxonomy places the organism in Eukaryota, Metazoa, Rotifera, Eurotatoria, Philodinida, Philodinidae.